UUUAGUAGAAUAAACUCAAAAACUUUACUUAAUUUUACACUAAAAGUGCCUAUGGCCGUAAUAGUGGGCUUCAUAGUCGGGAAAGUUAUGCGCGGAACAAUCAGCUAGCUUGGCUAGCUAAUAUUAGGCUGUUGCAGCUAGCCGCUGGAGCUAACUGGGCAACUCCUGUCGUUGGACUGCUAACCAUGCUACUGCAGCUGCAAUAUUAUCAUCGGCGAAACACUGUGCCCACAUUCUGCUGCAGAGGAGAGCGCACCAGGAUGAGGAGGCUGUAGGCACCCGCGGUAGUAUGGCCGCAUCCCGUUCCUCGCGUGUCACAAGGUCAUCAGUGGGACACAAUGGAUUGGAUGAGAACUUUUGUGGUCGAACCCUCAGAAACCGUAGCAUUGCCCAGCCAGAGGAGAGCUCGGUGCCUCCGCUACCAAGGGCGCGCUCACCCAAAAAGAAGCAGGAGUCCAAGCAGGACAGCAAGCAGGAGUCGAGGGACGAUAUCAAGCAGGAGCCAAAACAGGAUGGUAAACAGCAGUCAAAACAGGAGUCAAGAGACAACAGUAGGCAAGGGCCAAAACAAGAGUCCAGACAGGACAAGAAGGUGGAAUCAAAGCAGGAGUCGAGAGACGUCUGCAAGCAGGAGUCAAGGGACGUCUGCAAGCAGGAGCCUGAGCAGGAGUCAGAUCGUUCAGCAAAUCAAAAGUUGGAGCAGGAGUCACAGGACAAUUGCAGGCAAAAGUCAGAUGACAAAUGCUUUCACAAGUCAGAGCCAAGGCAAGACAACAGACAGCAUGUUAAACAAGAGUCAAAUCAGGAUGCUGGACUGGACACAAAGAAGAUGGAGAAACAGGACACUCACUUGCAAGAUCGUCAACAACAGGACAUGUUGAAAGGUCUGGAAAAUGACUUCAGUCCUUCUCAAUCUGAGACCGAUCAGUGGACCAGCUCCAGAAAGCGAAGUUUUUGUUGUCUGGAAAAAGACAUUAGCACAGAGAAGGCUGAGAACUGUGAGACCGAAAAGGUGCAGCGGGAUACCUCUCCUCGAAUUAAAAAGGCCAUGCGGUGCUCUCCUUCUGAAGAGCCUCAGGGACAGGAAGAGGCCCAUGACCUCUUAAAACUUGAAAGCUCAGCCUCUGUCCCAGAGACUAGUAAGGACAGGAUGUGUGAAGAAUUAGCCAGCCAACACUCUGGCAACAUAACACCUGCCUCACCUCUCCUCAGCACACUGGAAGGUGAGCUGGUGGGGAUGAAGGCCGGGGGUGCCCGUGUGGAGCUUGAUGGGGCAGUUUUGCCUCCAAAUCCUCACGAAGCCUCCAAUGGACUCAAAGACUUGGACAAAGCAGAGGAAUCUAGCAAACUGUCUGAACAGGCGAGUGCAAGUCCCACCUCGACCACAAACUUUCCAUUGCUGCUCAAUGGCAGUCAGACGGAGGCGUCAUUAUCCUCUGAAUCUUUUGUGCCUUUUACAAACUCGGUCUCUGGGCAGAUGGAGGUCUCUGGCUUGAGGGACUCUCCGGCCUCAACUGCACUAACGUGUGAGGUUGCUCCAGUGGAGCCUGUUCCUGAGUUGAUAGUAGCCAAAGAGCAGGAGGUGGAGGAGAUGGAGGUUGAUGUAGUAGGUGACCCACUGUGUCUGGCUCACGAGGAGCAGGUGACAGAAAGUGAGGCUAAUGGCCGACCAUCAUCGCUAGCCCAGGAAGCUGCUGCCUCAACCUCCUCCACCACAAACUGUACUUCAAUCAACAUCAAUAACUCAGGAGAAACUACACCCCCUCUUACACCCCCAUCCCCCACAGAGCCAGAGGGUAACCCCUCAAUAUCUUCUAGCACGUCCCCUUCUUUCACUGAGCUGUAUGAACAUCGAUACACCCUGCGGACUUCACCUAGUAGAACUGAGCCGGGCCAGAAUUUAUCUUCAAAUAAACUUAGCUCUUCUGUUGACAACGGUCCUUUGGAGGCAGAAGGGGAGGUGGAGGAAGACUGUCCACCACUGGAGGAGCCCAUUUGUUCAGACUCAGUUGGCCCCUCCAGUGAGGGGCAGGUAUCUGCAAAUCCUGGAGGAGAGCCUGAUGAUGAAGGCAGCAGUUGUUUGGGGGCUAGACAAUAUGAGGGCACCAAGGAGCUGACACAAAGCCAAGCUGCAGAAGAAGAGGAGGAGGAGGAGGAGGAAGAAGAGGAGCCAGAUGUGUAUUACUUUGAGUCGGACCAUGUGGCUCUCAAACACAACAAAGAUUAUCAAAGACUUCUGCAGACCAUUGGCGUUCUUGAGGCCCAGCGCACGCAGGCCAUCCAUGACCUGGAGACACUGGCACAUCAGCAGAGUGAGGCUCUCUCUGACCCCAUCAGCUUUGUGGAGAAGCUGCAGAAACAGGUGAAUCUGGAUUUGCCGUGUCCCCAGCGCGUCGUCCAGCUCCCUGAAAUUGCAUGGGAGCAGCACACAUCGGGUCUUGGUGAUUUUGAGAGGGAAUUCUGUGACAAGAAGCGUAAAACGAGGCAGCUGAAGUUAAUCUUUGACAAAGGUAUGCCACUCCGACCAAAAAGCCCAAUUGAGCCCAAGAAGGAAGGAGAAUGCUCCAUGGCGUACUCCUCCCUGCCCACAAGUGAUGCCCCGGAGAACGGCGGGCAGACGCAGAUGAUCAGGGGGAGGAUUUGUCACCCAAAUAAGCCUGACACUUUUAACCAGCUGUGGACUGUGGAGGAACAGAAAAAACUGGAGCAGCUUCUCAUCAAGUUCCCACCAGAGGAAAUUGAGUCCAGAAGAUGGCAGAAGAUUGCUGAUGCGCUCGGCAAUCGGACUGCUAAACAGGUGGCGAGUAGAGUUCAAAAAUACUUCAUCAAACUGACCAAAGCGGGCAUCCCUGUGCCUGGAAGAACACCCAACCUGUGCAUGUACACUAAAAAGACAUCCAGUAAGAGACAGCACCACCUCAACAAGCAUCUGUACCGACCAUCCACCUUCCUGACCUCCUACGAGCCUCCGGUCUUCAUGGACGAAGACGACGAGCGCUCCGUGUUCUACAACAGUGUGCAGGAUCCGUCUGGUGAUGAUUCGGAUGAUGAUGGCGUUCCUAUGGAAUUGAGAACCCUCCCAGAAUACAAGGAGCUUUUGGAGUUGAAGAGGCUGAAAAAACAGAAGCUCCAUGAGAUCCAGGAGGAUAAGGCGGGGGUGCAGCACGUUGGCUACAAGUGUGAUGUGUGUGGGAUGGAGCCCAUCCAGGGAACACGGUGGCACUGUCAGAACUGUCCGCCAGAAAACUCCGUGGAUUUCUGCUCCAACUGUUCCGACUGCUUUUUCAAGACGGAAACCCACAAGCCUAAUCACCACCUGGAACCGGUGCACCAGCCAGAAACCUUUCUGGACAGGGACUACUGUCUGCCACAGAGCACGGGUUACAACUACCUGGACCCAAACUACUUCCCGGCCAACAGAUGACAGGGCCACGGGCGCCUCUAGCACCAGGCUCUCCACAUAUCCACAGGCCACUCUGCAUGGCUUCCUCCUCCAGGUCCAAGAAACUGCUUUAAUCUGCCAGCAGAUGGCUGGGGGCCUCAGAGCAGACCUCAGUGCUGCUGCUGGGGGGUGGAUGUUGGGAGCUGACCUCCUGACUUGGGCAAAGAGCGGCCAUGUUGGUUUCCCACUAAGAGGGGGCCCCGCUUCACCUUAGCCAGGUUUUUCAACGGAUGUGUGAGUUGAAACGAAACACUAUUUUUACAAACCAAGACAACAGAAGGCACACAACAUUCCUGAGAUCUGGGACUCCAGAGGACGGUUUUCCCUUCUCCUCCUCCGGUUCCCUCCCUGCUCUGCUGGGAGGCCGGGGAGAAGUCUGAAGCGCCAUCUAAUGAAGACGUGGUUGACCAGCGUGUCGAGGACUCUUGUGACUGUCGAGUCAUCAGCUGAAAUACAUGAUGGUGACUGUGUGUGUGCGUGCGUGUGUGUGUGUGUGUUCUCCGUGUUCUGGAAGAGUGAACGUGUUUUAGCUAGGCAUCCAUAGAUCUAGUAUUUAUGAUUCUGGGGGGCCGAGGCCGGCCUGCUGCGGUGGGAGUCGUGCUGCCCUGCAGGCUGACCUGGAUGGAGCCCCCCCACCACCACUGUCACACAAUGCUGCUCUCCCCCCUCCACCCGUCACACUCGGUUCUGUUUCCUUUGCUCUCUCCAUUGAAGGUGUGAAGCACUACAACCUGGAGAGAAGAGUGAAGGCACGAGGAAACACUCACAAACACCCCCACCCCCCCAGUGUGUGCGAUGUUGAUCAUGUUGAGUGUUCCAGUAUAUGGUGAAAAGUGAAAAGUAGCCACUGCUAGUUGCUGUGUGCCAUUUUUAAAGAGCUCUUUUGUUCUGGGGGGGUUGUGGUGACCCUUCCUCCCCAUUCUGCCCUCCGUUUGAUCCUCUACAGCUUUCAUUUUGCAGCCCACCUUAAAGGUCCAUCUAAAAGAUUGUAUUUUUAUUAAUCUAUUUAAAAAAAAAAAAAAGAAUACCUGAGGUCUGGGCCGGCGCCCCCGGGGUGCAGCGGCCCACACUUUUAUACACAUAGGUUUCGUUGUGCUUGAGUAGACACCAUUUUGUAUGGUUUUUGUCUCUUCCCCUCACUCCCUCUGUCCUGCUUCCACAUACGUGUAUAACAGUCUGUUCUUAUGUAAAAGAAAAAUAAUAAUGUAAAAAAAUGCUAGAGGAGAAACGUGGAAAUAAAAGUAUGUGAAAAUAGUA
This is a messenger RNA of Oryzias melastigma (Indian medaka), 4699 nucleotides long. RefSeq names its product zinc finger, ZZ-type containing 3 (gene zzz3). The record is from RefSeq and is a predicted model, not a curated record. The coding region runs from base 290 to 3424 and encodes 1044 amino acids. The transcript is spliced from 12 exons. Lineage: Eukaryota; Metazoa; Chordata; Actinopteri; Beloniformes; Adrianichthyidae. Gene Ontology annotation, molecular function: zinc ion binding.